GUAGAUGUAUAUAUGAUCAUCAACCCAUGAGAGGCAAAGCCCUGCUCUGAUGAAAAUGGCAGCAAAGAAAGCAUGGAGAAUCGUUCCGAGACCCCUCCUAGAAACCGUCCUCAACAACCACGCGCACCACCACCGCGUCCAUCAAACCCUCCUCCUUCACGGCCCCAGAGGCGUCGGAAAAACCACCCUCAUUCUCCGCCGCUUACUCCCCGACUGGAACCAAGGCCCUCACCUCACCGGCUACGUGGACUUCGCCCAACCCAUCAAAGCCCACCACGGCCCGUGGGCCUCGUGGUCCACCUGCCCUCCGCCGCCCCUCUCCGAAUGCCGCCAAGCCCUCGAGCAAUGCCUGGAGUCCAUGGCCGAGAAGGGCAUCCGCGCCGGCACCAUCACCUCCCAACAGAUAUUCGCCACUCUCAACAAGUGGCACGGCCUCUCCGCCGCCCUCCGCCGCCUCCUGCACGCCGCCAACUCCCGCGCCUCCCCGGCCGCGCUGUGGGACCGCGCCGUGUUCUCGGUGUCCGGCCAGUGCGCCGCCGCCGAGGCUGCCCGGAUUUUGGGAUUCGGGGAGGAGGAGAGGAAUCGCUUGUCCGUUGAGGAGGCUUCUUACUUGAGCGAAUCCGUUGCGGCGCUGAAGCUCGCAAAGAAGGUGAUCGAGGUUCAGCAAGGGUGGAGGGUCAAUGCCAUUGCGAACAUGAAUCGCACCGGCGUCUUCUCAAGGACUUUGACUCAUUCUUCCACUGAUUGGCCUUGCUUGUUGCUGGAGUUGCUUUCACAAGCUGCUGAAAUUGACCAUUUUCAGCCAAAGCUGGUUAUUAACAAUAUUGAAGUUCUAAAGCAUGCCACUGUAAAUGACGAGUUAUCAGUCAGUGGACCCCUAUAUCAUGAUAGUCUGAUAUGGAGAAUUAUUGCUUUGGGCGCAAAUGAGCAGUGUCUGCCUGUUUUCCUGGUGACAUCUGAUAGUUACUAUUCAUAUGAAGCUUUCUUGGAGUUUGGAUAUACGGAGAUAUUUAUCUCACGUGAGACCUUUGGAUGGACCCCACAAGAAGCCAAGAUGCACAUGGUCACUGACUAUUUUAGUCAGUCAGAAUGGAAAGUAAUUGAUGAGAUACUUGGGCCAAACCCUCGUCAUCUAUUUGAACUUUAUGCACUUAAACAAAGACCAACAGAAGACAAGGCUUGUACCUUCGAUGACAUUGUAGAUGCAUAUAUAGCAUAUUUGCAAAUUACUGUUGUGAACCCUGCUUUGGAUAGAGCAUUGGAGAUCUUGCAAAAAUUUGCAAAUGAUGUAUACAAGGGAAAGGUUUCAAAAGACAAAUUACGUUUUGGUGCACCUUGGAGGCAUCCACCAAAAAUUGAUGAUCCUAAGUUGCACAUGGAAUGGGCAAAGCUUCAGUUAAUGGAUUUUGUGCAGUCUUUGGCCAAUACUGAAUUUGGGGUCAAUUACCGAACUGAUUAUAGUGAAGAAAUCUUUGAUGAUCCAUCUACUGCUGCAUUAUUACAGGUGGGGUUGCUUUACACUCAAAGGGAUCCACCGUUCCUUCGUCCCAUAUCUAAGGGGAUUCAGAGGUGUCUAGUGAGAUGGCUUGUACAGCAGCAGAUGCAGCUGAAUUUCCGCGACUUGAUUCAUUUUGUGUGGCACAGAAUAAUACGUGGACGUUAUUAUCGCCAUUUGAUGGUACAAGUAGGCUACAAGUAGAGCAUGAAAGUAGGUUAACUUUGAAAAUGACAAAGUGAGGCAAAUUUUCCACUGAUUUCGUGGAGAGACAUGUAUGUUAACUACGACCAAUUUAUUGUAUUUUGAAGAUUGAGUGCAAUUAUCAUAUGCUGUUUAUAUUUUUUGUACUCUAACUUCUAUUGAAGAGUUUUGGUUAACAUUUUUUUGUUGGGUGAAGUUUUUAUUCCUUAUAUCCAAGAUGAAAUGCAUUUAAAAAUGGCACAUUGCAUUAUGCUUGGAGUGGAGUAACUUCCUGAACUAGAUAAUUUGGUUCCUUAUUCAGUUACAUUUUUGAUUUUUGCCUUGUUCCUUUUUAUGAGUAAACCCUCAAUUCAGUACUUGACAGCUGUCAGUUAGUUAUUAGUUUGUUGGUCUCUUAGGUUUUUUUUAGAAGAUACUUGUAUUUGUAAUAUAAAUACUGCCCUAUGUAAACUGAAUCAUUUUGUAUCAAUAAUAUCCAGAUUUCUGUUUCUCCUAAA
Molecule: messenger RNA, 2196 nt
Organism: Cajanus cajan (pigeon pea)
Lineage: Eukaryota; Viridiplantae; Streptophyta; Magnoliopsida; Fabales; Fabaceae
Source: RefSeq, a predicted model, not a curated record